UAUUUAACAAAUCCCAAAAAAACCUGUUGAACAUCACCAACAAAUCAACAAUCAUCCAGCAGGUUGGAGGCUAACACAUCAACUAAGUUUCCUUUUCGCCAUUGAAGAAGCAAUCACCCAGAUCAAACCCACCUCAUCCAUACUCCAAUUAUUAUCAUUAUUCUCUUUGACUUUAAUUCGUUGAAAAUUUCACAACUAUAAAUUUUUUUUUUUUAAAAAAAAAAAAAAAAAAAAAACCAAAUAUAAUGUUGAAAUUACAGCAACUCAGAAUUUCUUCAUCUCUAUUGUCUCCCAAAAAAUUCUGCAAUUUCUUCCCUCCCAAAAACCCAUCUUCUGUAAUCACCAUUAACAAUAAACCCAUCUUAAAUCUAAGCUCUCAAAUGGUUUUUCAUACGACGCCGUCUCAUGCCUCCAAGUAUCUGUUUCGCCAGCUUUUCGAGAAGGAUUCUUCCACUUAUACUUACCUUCUUGCUGAUGUCUCUCACCCCCAAAAACAUGCUGUGUUAAUUGAUCCAGUGGACAAGACAGUAGACAGAGAUCUUUCCCUCAUCCAUAAUCUAGGACUGAAACUUAUAUAUGCUGUGAACACUCAUGUACAUGCUGAUCAUGUCACUGGAACUGGGAUGCUCAAGAGUAAGGUUUCUGGGGUUAUAUCUGUCAUUUCCAAAGCAAGCAAUGCUAAAGCUGAUCUUUUGGUGGAAUCUGGUGACAGAAUUGUUGUUGGUGACCUCGUUCUCGAGGUUCUCCCCACUCCUGGUCAUACAGUUGGCUGUGUUACAUAUGUUACAGGAGAUGGGCCUGAUCAACCACAGCCAAGGAUAGCAUUCACAGGAGAUGCUCUGCUGAUACGUGGAUGUGGAAGAACAGAUUUUCAGGGUGGAAGUUCAGCUGAGCUCUAUAAGUCAGUGCAUUCACAAAUAUUUAGCUUGCCAGAGGAGACAUUGGUUUAUCCUGCUCAUGAUUACAAGGGUUUUACAGUAAGCACUGUGGGAGAGGAGAAGCAGUAUAACCCUCGCUUGACAAAAGACAAGGAAACAUUCAAAAGCAUUAUGGAAAACUUAAACCUGGCAUAUCCAAAGAUGAUAGAUGUAGCGGUUCCAGCAAAUAUGGUUUGUGGCUUGCAAGAUCCAGUUCCAACUACACACUGAUUUCCCUAAAUGAAUCGGUGCGAAUUGAAGUACUUUCUCAUCUUUAAAUCCAUUAACACCAAUGUGGAAUCUCCUCGGCAUAUAUACUCAGCUAGAAUUUCCUAAUAAAUAUCAGUGUUGGAGUAGAGAAAACAUGUAUAGAUUACAUAGUUUUAUAUUUUUAUUGCAGCCAAGUUCGGCGGAAGAACAAUGUUCUCCAAAUUGCAUGUAUGUUUGCAGUCGUGCAAGUUUGUAAAUAUGAACAAUAGGGGAAUUAUAAAAUACUAACUAUGGUUAUUUAACCAUUUAAGCCAA
Molecule: messenger RNA, 1442 nt
Organism: Chenopodium quinoa (quinoa)
Lineage: Eukaryota; Viridiplantae; Streptophyta; Magnoliopsida; Caryophyllales; Amaranthaceae
Product: persulfide dioxygenase ETHE1 homolog, mitochondrial-like
Exons: 9
Coding region: 246-1148 (300 amino acids)
Biological process (GO): hydrogen sulfide metabolic process; glutathione metabolic process
Molecular function (GO): sulfur dioxygenase activity
Source: RefSeq, a predicted model, not a curated record